Messenger RNA from Ceraceosorus guamensis, 649 nucleotides. RefSeq names its product ribosomal protein L29. Lineage: Eukaryota; Fungi; Basidiomycota; Exobasidiomycetes; Ceraceosorales; Ceraceosoraceae. Gene Ontology annotation, cellular component: ribosome; cytosolic large ribosomal subunit. The coding region runs from base 95 to 469 and encodes 124 amino acids. The record is from RefSeq and is a predicted model, not a curated record. The transcript has 3 exons. Gene Ontology annotation, molecular function: mRNA binding; structural constituent of ribosome. Gene Ontology annotation, biological process: maturation of LSU-rRNA from tricistronic rRNA transcript (SSU-rRNA, 5.8S rRNA, LSU-rRNA); translation.
CACCGACCAAACCCAUCGUCAACUGAGGCCAAGUACCACGACGACUUUUCAUCCUCACCAACCCUAUCCAACAACCCGGCGAAAGCUAUUCAAGAUGGCGAAAGGAGUCAAAGCCCACGAGCUGGCCACCAAGAACAAGGCUGAGCUGACGUCUCAGCUGGAGGAGCUGCGAGGCGAGCUUCUCAGCCUUCGCGUUCAAAAAGUUGCUGGAGCCUCUUCCAACAAGCUUGCCAAGAUCAAGGGCGUCAGGAAGGGUAUUGCUAGAGUUCUUACCGUCAUCAACGCCAAGACUAGAGCUAGCUUGAGGGAACACUACAAGGGAAAGAAGUACUUGCCUCUUGACCUUCGCCCCAAGAAGACCCGUGCCAUCCGUCGCCGUCUGACCAAGCACGAGCGCACUCAAGUUACCGAGCGUCAGCACAAGAAGGACAUUCACUUCAACCGUCGUCGAUACGUCCUGAAGGCUUAAAUGGGCAACAACUAACACGCCAGAUCGUGCAGUCAACAUGACUUGCCAAUUAGUCAAACAAGUCGAGCGAGCAAAGGUGCUCGCUGGUCAUAGGUCUGUCACCGGUCAUUCUUGACACGAGCGACGCCAAAAAUGUACACAACACAACCACCCCCACAUGCAUUCACGUUUCACUCUACC